UUUAAGUUCCGUUAAUCGGAUUUCCGUAUCUGGUAACACCGUGCGGUUUCAUCUGAACUGACGUUGAAAAUCUCUUCCUUUUCGAUCGGAAAUAAAGUGCGACAAAAUGCUAGCACAAAAUGCAGUUGCCGGUGCUGAAGAACUUGCGCAAGCCAAAGGAAAAUGCGUCCAUUGCGCAAACGCAGCGGAAAGGAUCUGUCAGCGCUGCGGGGACUUCUACUGCUCCAAGCUAUGUCAGCGACAGGAUUGGCAACGUCAUCGCUACAUCUGCAUCCCGCUGCCCUCGUUGGUUUCUCCCAAUGAAUAUUCCGUGUUCCAGAGCGACGGGGAAUCAACUUUGGGGGGGGCAUGUUCCUUAAAUGCUGACAAAUCUGCAGAUUUGCAGUGCAAUAACGCCGGCAGUUCCAGCAUCAUUGCAGCCAAAAAUGAUAUUCCUGUUUCUCCGCCAAGCGGUGUAAUACAGGCGAAGAUUUGUAAGGAGGUCGGUGGUGUUUCCUACUUAUUUUUGGUCGAUCUUGGAAUUAAACAGCCUGGACCUUUUUCCGAUUUAAAGGCUAUCAGUGAUGUGUUAAUAGCACUGCCCUGUUCCAGCCAACUGGUGCAGCUCAAGAAUGUAUUGAAGUGUGACUAUUCCAAUGAUGUCAUUGCCUUCAACUCGCAAUUCGUGGGCAAGAAAUAUAUGGCAACCUUUAAAAAGGGCCCUGGAAUACACCUCGUGGAACUAGUAAACACGGAGAUGAACUUUUCGGUAAAUGAACAGUUAAAAGCAUUUUUCAACAGUAAGAAGUUGCUACGAAACCCAAAAUCUGUGGCCGAGAAUAAGAAGUCUGAAAACGAAACGAACGUGUCCUACAACCUUUUUGAGAUGCGUAGAUUUUCAAUCGAAUCUGAGGAAGGCAUUGAUCUCAUUGUUGUGGACAGUUCAAAAAAAAAUCGAGGUAUUUUUGGGGCCUUUGACAGCAAAUACGCCUCCGAAUUUCAUUCCCUGAAUAAAUGGUUACUAAUUAGAGACUGCGAGCCUUAUAAGCCAGUUGUCAAGGAAUAUGUGCUUGCCAGAUUUGAGGGUAACUGGGAUCGCGGCAAAGUGGAACAGAUUAUAGUUGUUCCACAGCAGCAGACGAAGUACCGGGUAAUGUAUCUCGAUUACACGAACGUAGGGGACGUAACCGAAGUGGAUAUCCGUCGAUAUCCAUCAGACUUCACCGUUCCCUGUUCCACAAACCUUUGCGUGAUUGACGAAUUUCCGCAGAACCCGAAUGCAGCUCAGGUUUCCUAUCUGGCGGAGGUUUUGAGGGUUCGCCGGUUAGUUCAUAUCGAUAGUGUCAAAUAUCUCAACCAUAUAGCCGUAAUUAAAUCGGGAAGCCUUAUUCAGAAGCUGUUGAGCUUGUAA
Molecule: messenger RNA, 1390 nt
Organism: Drosophila simulans
Lineage: Eukaryota; Metazoa; Arthropoda; Insecta; Diptera; Drosophilidae
Product: protein vreteno
Source: RefSeq, a predicted model, not a curated record